Molecule: messenger RNA, 1951 nt
Organism: Drosophila nasuta
Lineage: Eukaryota; Metazoa; Arthropoda; Insecta; Diptera; Drosophilidae
Gene: Adss
Product: adenylosuccinate synthetase
Exons: 5
Coding region: 109-1455 (448 amino acids)
Biological process (GO): IMP metabolic process; 'de novo' AMP biosynthetic process
Cellular component (GO): cytoplasm
Molecular function (GO): adenylosuccinate synthase activity; GTP binding
Source: RefSeq, a predicted model, not a curated record
UGUUCCGUUUUCAAGCGAGAUCAACGUCGUGCUCGUUCGUUCGUGGUCGUGGUUGAGUGAGUGAGUGAGUGUGAGCGAGAGAGAGAGUUACCUGAUAGUUGGUACGAAAUGUCAACAACAAGCGCAAUUAACGGAAAUCACUACGAACAAUUGCAUCAAGGACGCACCAGCAUGUACAAGUCUAAAGUGGAUGUCGUCCUGGGAGCCCAAUGGGGCGAUGAAGGCAAAGGCAAGGUCGUGGACAUGCUUGCCUCCGAGGUGGACAUUGUUUGCAGGUGUCAGGGCGGUAAUAAUGCUGGACACACUGUGGUUGCCAACGGCACCGAAUUCGACUUUCAUCUGCUGCCCAGCGGUGUCGUGAACGAGAAAUGCAUUUCGGUCAUCGGCAACGGCGUUGUCAUCCAUCUGCCUUCGCUGUUCGAUGAGGUGCUGAAGAAUGAGGCUAAGGGAUUGCAGCAUCUUGAGAAUCGCCUGAUCAUCUCGGAUCGUGCGCAUCUCGUGUUCGAUUUCCAUCAGCAUGUCGAUGGCAUGCAGGAGGCGGAGAAGGGUGGCAAGUCGCUGGGCACCACCAAGAAGGGUAUUGGUCCGGCCUACUCCAGCAAGGCUACCCGCAAUGGCAUUCGUGUGGGCGAACUCCUCGGUGACUUUAACUUGUUCAGCGAGAAAUUCAAAUCGAUUGUGAACACGCAUUUGCGACUGUUCCCAUCAAUUAAGGUGGACGUCGAUGCCGAGCUGGCACGCUACAAGGACUACGCGGAGAAGGUGCGCCCCUAUGUCAAGGACACAAUUUGCUUCCUGCACACAGCGCUGCGCAACGGCAAAACUAUUCUGGUGGAGGGCGCCAAUGCAGCUAUGUUAGACAUUGACUUUGGCACGUAUCCCUAUGUGACGAGCAGCAAUUGCAGCAUUGGUGGUGUUCUCACCGGUCUCGGUCUGCCGCCGCAGACAAUUGGCGAAGUUAUUGGCGUUGUCAAGGCUUACACGACGCGAGUCGGCGAUGGACCUUUCCCCACGGAGCAGCUUAAUGAAGUUGGAGAGCUGCUGCAGACCCGAGGCUUUGAGGUUGGCGUUACCACGAAGCGCAAGCGUCGCUGUGGCUGGCUGGAUAUUCCUCUGCUCAAGUAUACAUCGCUGGUCAACGGCUACACAUGUAUUUGCAUAACGAAGCUGGACAUUCUCGACACCUUUGAAGAGAUCAAAGUGGGCAUCAACUACAAACGCAGCAACGGCGAGAAGCUUGAUCAUUUCCCCGGCACCAUUAGCGAGCUGGGUGCCAUCGAAGUGGAAUAUGCCGUACUGCCCGGCUGGAAAACGUCCACGGAGCACAUACGCAACUUCAAGGAGUUGCCGGAGAAUGCACAAAACUACGUUCGCUUCUUGGAGAGCCAUUUAAGCGUCCCUGUGCGCUGGGUGGGCGUCGGCAAAGGCCGUGAAUCUAUAAUUAAUGUACAUUAGUUAGCCAUACAUACAUAUUUACAUACACACAUACUAUAAAUAUGCGUAUAGAUGAGACAGAGACGCUUUAAUAUCCAUUUAUAACCCCCAUUAACCAGAGAUGCAUGCACACGUUUGUGCAGCCACUGGGCUUUUAACUAUCCUAACUACAGACUUAACCAUAAAGUAAUAUUCCGAUAUUCUAUGAUGAUGUAUGUAUCUACAACACAACAAUUUGGACACAAACUUUUAGCCUAUUGCUUCAUUAAGUUUAAUUUUAUAGUUUGAUGGUCUACCAUAUUAUGAUUUUCACUUUUUUGGUUGUCGUUUUAUAACAGAAACUGCACAGACCUACACUUUUUUUUGGAUUGUUGAGACGUACUUAGUUUUGUAAGAUCGUCAAGUGCAGUUCUUAAUUUUUGAUAUGAAAGAGAGAAACCGAUAUUCUUUAUAUAUUGUACAAUAACUAAUUAACGUUGUUUUAAUAUUUAAAUACAACAUUGUGCUUUGACAUGUA